Lactuca virosa is the source of this 1851-nucleotide messenger RNA. Lineage: Eukaryota; Viridiplantae; Streptophyta; Magnoliopsida; Asterales; Asteraceae. The record is from the annotation of a GenBank genome assembly.
GCAAUAAAUAAACAAAAAACCGAUCUUUGUCGGACGUCAUCUCUUCGCCGGCGAACUUCUUUCCGGUAUUGUUUGCAAAGAACAAUUCCGGCAAGUUUCCGGUGAAUGAAAAAAAAUCUGUGAAAAAAAAAAGAAUUAAAGAUGAGAGAUUCUUCUCCUUCAUUUUUCUCUCGAUUCUGGUCUUCAGCUCUCAGAGCUAAACCACUUAGCAAUUCAUCGGACGUCGUUCGUAUAAACUCCGGCGAAGGCCUAGUUCGCCGCCUCGGGCCUUUUGACCUCAUUCUCCUCGGCAUUGGCGCUUCAAUUGGAGCCGGCAUCUUCGUCGUCACCGGCACCGUCGCGCGCGAUGCUGGUCCUGGAGUGACAAUUAGCUUUAUACUAGCAGGAGCAUCAUGUGUGUUGAAUGCUCUUUGUUAUGCUGAGCUGGCAUCUCGUUUUCCUGCAGUUGUUGGAGGAGCAUACUUAUAUACCUACACAGCUUUCAAUGAACUCACUGCUUUUCUUGUUUUUACACAAAUGAUGCUUGAUUAUCAUAUUGGUGCAGCUAGCAUAGCAAGGAGUUUAGCAAGUUAUAUCAUUAACAUAUUAGAACUUCUACCCUUUUUUAAAAACAAUAUUCCAAAUUGGAUUGGACAUGGUGGAAAGGAGAUUUUUGGGUUUAUAUCUAUUAAUCUAUUGGCUCCUGUUCUACUUGUAGUCUUGACUUUGAUCCUCUGUCGUGGGGUUGGAGAAUCUUCAUUAGUGAAUACCAUUAUGACUAUAACCAAGAUAAUUAUCGUUGUUGUGGUAAUUAUUGUUGGUGCUUUUGAAGUUGAUGAUUCAAAUUGGUCACCUUUUGCUCCAAAUGGUUUUAAAUCUGUGUUAACAGGAGCAACUGUUGCUUUUUUUGCAUAUGUUGGAUUUGAUGCAGUUGCUAAUUCAGCUGAAGAAUCUAAGAGACCACAGAGGGAUUUACCAAUAGGCAUCAUUGGAAGCCUUGUUGUUUGUGUAGCAUUAUACAUUGGUGUUUCUUUAGUGAUCACUGGAAUGAUACCUUACAAAUAUCUUGGAGAAGAUGCUCCUUUGGCUGAAGCUUUUAAAUCAAAAGGAUUAAAUUUUGUAUCCACUUUAAUCAGCAUUGGGGCUGUUGCUGGGCUUACAACUACCCUUUUAGUUGGGCUUUAUGUUCAGUCACGAUUAUAUCUUGGGCUUGGAAGAGACGGUUUAUUACCUGCAAUAUUUGCUCGUCUGGACUUUUUGAAUGUGCAUUUGCUCUCACAUGUUCUCUCAGUUGGCUCAUUGGCAGGAUAUUCAGUAGUGGCAGCAUGUGUAAUAACUCUUCGAUGGAAGGACAAUAUUGGAAAUCAAAUUUCAUCAUCCAUCUUGGUGUCAGUGACACAUAGGCAAGAAGGCAUCAUAUGCAUUGUUGUCAUUGCUUCUUGUGGUUUUGCUGCUGGAAUUGUUUUUCGUUAUGUCGUUUCUGCCCUUGCCUUUAUAUUUCUUAUUAUUCCAAUCGCCAUUGCUUUACUUGCUACUGCAGCUCUUCGAUUUUGCCAGGAACAAACAAAAGCAUCAGGUUUCUCUUGCCCAUGGGUUCCAAUUGUGCCUUCUCUUUGCAUCUUUGUGAACAUAUUUUUAUUUGCUCAGCUUCACUAUGAAGCCUGGAUGAGAUUUAUUGUCCUAAGCAUUGUGGCGGUUGGUGUAUAUGCUUUUUACGGGCAAUAUCAUGCGAAUCCUGUAACCGAUCGCGAAACUGUUAUUUACCAAAAAGCCCCUGAUGAAGAAGCUCUAUAAUUUUUGUAUUAUUGUAUAUAAGUUUAAACUGAAUAACCAUUAGUAUGAAUUAUGUAAGUUUUGCUAGUCAUGUGUAUC